Molecule: messenger RNA, 1358 nt
Organism: Triticum urartu
Lineage: Eukaryota; Viridiplantae; Streptophyta; Magnoliopsida; Poales; Poaceae
Source: RefSeq, a predicted model, not a curated record
GGACAAACCCUAAAUUCUAGGCUGUUUGUCCCCCGCGCCGCUACCAGCACCAUCGCCCUCGGGAUCCCACCCGAACCAACCCACGCGCAGCCAGCCAUCUUCCCAGAUCCUCAUCAUUUUCCCCGUCCACCCAAUCCACCCAGCCUCUGAUCCAUCCAUUUGUGACCGCCGGAUGGAGAUCCAAUGGCCACCAAAGCGCCCGAGCCUCCCACAGUGCUCGAUUCAGAUUGGAUCGAGGCCUCCAUGAGUGCAGCCCCGAGCUUCCGAUCGAGUCCCCUCCGCCGCCUCGUCCACGUCAAAGCCUGCCAGAUCGCCAAACCACCGCCUCUGCUGCGUCCCUGCAACAGGAGACGACCACCAUGGCAGCCCGAGGCACGGAGCUUCGCCGCGACAGCGACCUCCAUGGACCCCGACCGCCGACUCGGAGUUCCUCGCCGCCAAGCUUUGACCUACUCGGAGCCGUUCCCCAGGUCGUCGGACCUCCCUGCAAGUUCCGUCGCCGCCAUCAGACCUGCUACCCCUGCACGCGCGGUCCCUAUUUGUCGCCAGCUUCACCCUGCCUCUGCUUCGAGUGCGCGGUCGCCGCCUUGGAGAACCGAGCCCCUGCGUCGAUCUGGCGCUCGCCAUCAAGCCUGCCGUCGCCAAGUCCCACGUCGCCGGCAGCCAUUUCCGCCGUCCGCCGCUCUGUACCUCACGCCCCCGCUGCUGUUUCUGCUUUUCAGAGACGAGGACAGCAGCGCUCGCCUGCUCGUACGUGUUGACCGCCACACCGCGCCUGGGCUGCUUUCCCUCGAGCGCCAGCAGACCCAAUCCCCUCCACCGAGCCGGGCCACGGCCCAUGGGUGAGCCGCCCCCUCUCCUGUGCACCUUGGGCCCAGCAAUUUUGGCCUGCUUCUGUUUUUUUCCUUUCAGCGUUUUUCUUUUUUUCAGAGGAGAGCAGUUUUGCAGAAAACCCCCUGCUGUUCAUGCAUUUAAUAACUCUCAAACCUUGCAUCCAAAUUAAACAAACUUAAUAUGAAACUUGCUUAGAAUUUCAUCUAGUUUAAUAAUAUGCAACUUUCAUCCAUGUUAAAAAUGUUUAAACUCCUGUUUGUGGAAUUUUGCUCCUAUGUCAUGCUAAAAUGCUUUAUUUCAUAACUAAAUAACCGUAACUCCGAAUUUAAUAAACUUUAUAUGUAAAUGGGGUAGAAAAAUGCCUAUAUUUACUUGGUGCACUCAUCCUGCAUGUUUAGCAACUCUAAAAUUGUGUUUAGGGCAGAACAGUACCAAACCUAAUAUGAGUUUCCGGACUUGUUGUCUUCUUGUUCCGGCCUCAUUUAAACUUGCCUAGAUAGAUAGUUUCAUUAUGCUUCAUCUCU